AUGAACGAAAAGCAACAAAGAGUAUGGUUAACCUUAUCAUGGUCCCCUGCCUCACCUCAAUAUUUAAUAUCAAAUUCAUUAACUGCUGAUAUCUUAAUCUGGGUAUACUAUACACCAAAUACCUUUGCAAUUGGUUGCGGUGAUAACACCAUUAGAUUAUGGUCUCCAACUGAAAACCAAAAGGAUAGAUACGAAUCAAAGAUGCUCUGGAAAGGGAUCCAAUCAAAAGUUACAGCAAUUUCAUUUUGUAAAGAUUAUGGUAUCAAUCAUUCAACAUUAAUAGCAUUUGGCAUGGACGAUGGAAGAGCUGGUGUUUACAAUAUUAAUAAUAAUCAAUCAACAAUAUUUCCAGGGGGUCACAAAAAUGAAACUUAUGAAAUUGUAUGGAAACCACCAAAUAAAAAUAAUACUGUAGAAAAUAAACAACAAGAAAAACCAAGUAAAAUCUAUACAAUUGGAAAUAAUGAAAUAUUUGAAUGGGACUAUAAUCAUUUUGACAAAGGCUUUACAAAUAUGGGUCCAUCUAUUCAAUCUAGAAAUCCAAACGAAACAUUUAGCAAACAUAGAACUGAUAUCAAUUGGAAUUUAGAUGGUGAUAUGGUAGCAAUUGGUCAUUCAGAUGGAACUAUAGAUAUAUUUAAUUCAGAUUUUAAACUAUUAACAAGAAUCAAAGAACAUAAAAAAUUAAUAAAUAGAGUAAAAUGGAGCCAAUUCCCUGAGCAUAAAAAUACUUUAGCUUCAGCAUCCAAUGAUAAAAAAAUUAAUAUUUAUAAAAUAAAUCAAAUCAAACAAAAUAUUGAAAAAGAUGAAAAUCAAGAAGAAAAUCAAAAAAAAGAGGGAAUAGAAGAAUUUAAAAUUGAAUUGAUUUAUCAAUUUUCUGGACAUAGGAAUAAUGUUUGCUCCAUUGAUUGGUCGAAACAUGAUUGGAGAUUACUGGCCUCAGCUUCGGCAGAUGGUACAAUACAGGUAUGGAAUAUUGAAAGUAAAGAGUUGGUUUCAAAUAUGAGAGGUCAUGACGGAAGAGUAUUUACAGUAUGUUGGAGCUUUGUCGAACCAAACUUAUUAUCAACAGGUGGUGAAGAUCAAACUGUUAGAAUUUGGGACUAUACCAAGCAACCGUAUAAAACUCCAAAUGAAUCAUUACCAACUAAACCAUCACCACCACAAAUAGCAAUAUCAUUAAAUAAAAAAAUUGAGGAAAAUAAACAACAAAACUUACAAGAAACUUUAGCCAACACAAACACAUCAUCAUCAACAACAAGUACAGCCACAGCAAUAAAUAACCCAGUUUCUCCAUCAAAAAACCAAAGCUCAACAUCACCGGUAUUAUUACCAAUAACUGAAAAUUUACCAAAAAAAAGACCAAUAUUAUUAUUAAAUAAAGAUAUUGUUCAAAAAGUAGAUAAUACUCAAUCAGUAAUACCUUUAGCCAAAUAUAUUUUAGAAAAUGAUGAUAAAGUAAAUAUUGAUUAUGGUGGUAAUUGUGGAAAUGAUAAAAUAGAAGCAAUCUUUUCAGAAAACAAAUUGGUUAUUGAUAAACUAAUCGAAAAAGAAUCAAAUGAAUUAUUAAAGAUUGACGAUAUUGAAAAUUAUUUAUCAAUUAAUUGUUGGAAUGGUAAUAUAAAGAAUGCACUGUAUCAAAUUAUAAAGAAUGGAAAGUUAACAGGUAAUAUUGUUGCACUAAGUAUUCAAGCCGGCAGGGAAAUUUAUGAAUCAAUUUGUUCGUUAUACUCUCAACAACUUAUAUGCACUGGUGAUUUCCAUAUGGCAGUCUCUUAUCUUUUGCUAACCGGCCAUGUUAAAGAUGCUAUCGAUGUCUAUAGAAAUGCAAUGCUAUAUCAAGAAGCAAUCCUAUUGGCCAAAUCUCGUUUCCCAAUUGAUGAUCCUAUAAUAGACCAAUUAUUUUUAGAAUGGGCUAAACUAACUGAAACAUCUCAUUCAAUUCAUAGUAUAAAAUGUUAUUUAGCAAUUUCGAAAUCUCAAUACGAAACAACUAAAAUCGAAAUUUUAAAAAUACUCUCAGUACCAACAAAACAAACUUUAAAAAUUCAAAAUGAUUUAAUAAACUAUUUAAAAUAA
Messenger RNA from Dictyostelium purpureum, 2079 nucleotides. RefSeq lists its product as uncharacterized. Gene Ontology annotation, molecular function: protein binding. Bases 1 to 2079 code for a protein of 692 amino acids. The transcript has 2 exons. Lineage: Eukaryota; Evosea; Eumycetozoa; Dictyosteliales; Dictyosteliaceae. The record is from RefSeq and is a predicted model, not a curated record.